AUGACUCAAGCUGAAGUAGAAGAUACAUUGAAACGUAUUGAAGAACAUAAAGGUGUACAAGGAGUAUUGAUUACUAAUGAUGGUAUUGCAAUUCGUUCAAAUCUUGAUUCAUCUUCAACUCAACAGUAUGCAACACUAAUUAAAACAUUAUCAGAUAAAGCGAAAGCAGCCAUUCGAGAUAUUGAUCCACAAAAUGAACUUGUUUUUUUUCGAAUGAGAACAAAAAAACAUGAAAUACUUGUUGCACCUGUUGCAUAUAGCUUACCAAGGACAGAUAACACCAAUAGCGUAUAUUUGAUGGAUUCAUCAUUCUCUAAUCCAUUGAGUUAUAAAUACUCCUCUCUUCAAUCAUUAGCCACUGCUAAUUAUUCAUCGCAAGCAAGAAUUGUUCACUUACAUAAACGUCAUGCUCAUACGGGUUUUGGUGUUUAUAUUGGUGAAGAUGUGCCCAGCGGUUUAUAUGUUGUAACAGUUGAAAAUAAUUCUCCAGCAUCCGAAGCUCAUAUUCAACCAGGAGAUCGUGUAUUGGCUAUCAAUAAUCAACAAGUUUCAAAUAUUAGAAAUCCAAAAGAGUUAAUUGUCCAAGCAGCAGCGAAUGCUACAAGUAUACAAUUAGUUAUUUUACCAUCAAACAUAAUGGAAUCAAUUUUCUCAACCACAAAGGAUAACUAUGUCAAUAAUUCAAAUAGUCAAUAUUAUGUAGAUUCAAUACCACCAACAUCCUAUGAUUAUCUAAUUGAUCCAAAGUAUUUAUAUUCAAAUAGAAAUAACAAUAAUGGUCUAGAUAAUAAUUUAGAAAGAUACAUUAAUGCAAUAUUGGAAAAAACUUCACUAAAUAAUAAUCAUAAACCAUUUUAUAUAGUUGAAAAUCAAUUAUAUAAUAAUCACAAUCCAGAAAUAUUUUUUACACCUAAUUAUCCAAGAUCCUUUUAUUCAUCAAAUAUGGCAGAUAACGAUUUUAGUGGUAGACAUUUAAAUGAAUUAUCCAGUCGACAAAUUUAUCCAAAACAUAAAUCAAGACAUAGGAAUGGUGAACAACGUCAACAUUCAAAAAAACAUCAUCACACUAGAAAUCAUCAUCGAUUUGAGCAACCUCAGUAUCAUAAAAAUACAAAAGGUAGUUCAAACGAAAAUAAUGAAAAUGUUUAUCCAGCAUUUACCCCACAAAAUGGCAAUAAUAUUAAUAAUAAUCGAACUCAACAACCGAAUAUGGGUGCCACACAGAGAAUAUUGCGAAAUUCAAAUGUUUUACAAUCAGCAUUAUUUGAUUCAGAUGUACAAGAACCAUCGAGAACAAACAACUUUCAACAACAACAACAACAACAACAACAACAACAACAACAACAGCAACAAAAUAGACCGUAUAAUCAGCAACAGUCACAGUCACCAUUAAAGGGAUCUCAAAUGAAUCCACGACAGGGACCAAAUACAAAUUAUACUGAACCAGCAUUAUCAAAUAGUACAGUUAAAGCGUUAGUGCAAACUCCUAGAGAAAAACAAUCAACAAAUCAAGUGUAUCAUGAACAACCAGUAGAUAUAGGAAAUCUUCCUCACCGUUCCGACACAUCAAGAAAUUCUGCUCCUAAAUCACCUGAACCUCCACCAUACACUUCUACAGACUCAGCAGCAGCAAACUCACUCGGAGCGAUUCCCUCACGUCCUGCAACAGCUAGAGAAACAAAUCAACAGUACGUGCCUUCAGCAAAUUCAUUAUCUGUUCAACAAUCAGAAAAUAAUCGAAAUAUUUCUGUUGCUCAGUCUAGUAGUCCCCGAAAUCCACCAUCUUCAAUCGUUAAUUCAGGAAAUUCUAAACUACCACCAGUCUCAUCGACAAACGUACCAAUUGGUCGAGAUUCGCGUGAUGUUGUAUUACAUCGUGAUCCAAACUAUAAAGGCUACGGGUUUCAUCUACAAUAUAAUAAAAUUAUGUAUCUAGUGCGAGAAAUCGAAGACGAUAGUCCUGCUCAACGAUCCGGUUUACGUCCAAAUGAUAUAAUUCGUCGAAUAGACGGACAAAUGACAGAUCAAAUGCCACAUGAUGAGUUUGUUAGGAUUGUUAAUGGAAGUAAUACUGUCAUAUUUACUGUUGAACAAAGUCCAAAUCCUAUUCCUCCUCCAGCAAGAAAUGUACCGAAUCCUAUGGAUACUAUCCAUAAAGAUCAAGUUAUACCACCAAAAUCCAAUGAAACAACCGCAGAAAAAUUGAAAAAAAAAUUUUCACAGUUAACAAAAAAAAGUGACUAA
Molecule: messenger RNA, 2244 nt
Organism: Didymodactylos carnosus
Lineage: Eukaryota; Metazoa; Rotifera; Eurotatoria; Philodinida; Philodinidae
Source: the annotation of a GenBank genome assembly